AUGCCAGGGUCAUGCAACAACCUCAAUGUCCUAGCAAAAUUCCUGUUAUUUGACGAGCUUACUGUCGGUCGAGCACCUAAGAUCGGGUUCCAAGUGAAUAAUAGAGUCCACAACUUGGGCUACUAUCUUGCCGACAAUAUAUAUCCUAGGUGUGUGACUUUCAUCAAAACUAUUCCACAUCUCACCCGUCCUGAAGAUAUUACAUUUUCCAAGGCCCAAGAGGGGUAUAGGAAGGAUGUGAAGAGGUGUUUUGGUAUUUUGCAGUCACGCUUUGGUAUUAUUAGAGGAGCUGCUCACGGUUGGGAUAAAGAAGAUCUCCGAUACAUCAUGUUGGCUUGUAUUAUUUUACACUAUAUGAUAGUGGAGGACGAACGCCUUGCUGAUAGUGAUGAUGAUUUGGAGUCCGAUGAAGAAGAGGAAAACAAUAUGAGGCCUAGAAUAGCCGAAGUUUGGGAUGGACCAACCGGUCGAGACUUUGAUGAAGUUGGUAGAGAUAGUCAUACCUUCGAUGGGUUCAUGGAGUGA
This is a messenger RNA of Fragaria vesca subsp. vesca, 525 nucleotides long. RefSeq lists its product as uncharacterized. The transcript has a single exon. Bases 1 to 525 code for a protein of 174 amino acids. The record is from RefSeq and is a predicted model, not a curated record. Lineage: Eukaryota; Viridiplantae; Streptophyta; Magnoliopsida; Rosales; Rosaceae.